Messenger RNA from Gamsiella multidivaricata, 1563 nucleotides. RefSeq lists its product as uncharacterized. The coding region runs from base 15 to 1493 and encodes 492 amino acids. The record is from RefSeq and is a predicted model, not a curated record. NCBI's taxonomy places the organism in Eukaryota, Fungi, Mortierellomycota, Mortierellomycetes, Mortierellales, Mortierellaceae. The transcript is spliced from 5 exons.
UUUUUUUUUCCAAAAUGGGCCAGACCAACUCGACACUCGCUCACUCUCCACCGCCUCCACCUCCACCUCCACCUCCUCCAUCUUCUUCUUCUUCUUCUUCUCCCAAGAUGCCCUCGCUCGAGGACCUGCGCGAUAUCCCACAAAGGAUCCUUGCGACCACCAACAAAGCUCUUGGAGACAUUGGAGGCACCCUCGUCUCUAUCGCCAAGCCUGUUGUGUCUUCACUUCCAGGACGCAAAGGAUCUUCUCCCCCGGCACCACUGCUCCCACCGCCACCACCACCUUCAUUUUCAUCGCAGGCCUUACUGUGGACUCGGAGAAAUGCUGGCAGGAUUGCUCUGGGGACUGUGCUCCUUGGCGUGGCAGUCGUUGUGGGAUCUAUGGCCAACAAGGCAAGAAGGAACUAUCGUCGGCAGAAGAGCAAGUUGCGCGUGGUUCGCGCUGCAGAUGGAUCGAGGAGGGAAAUCAUUGUGGUGACGAACGUGGCGACAAUCGAAGGAGAAGCAUUGGCACUGAGUCUGGAAGAACGUGGCUUCAUCGUCUUUGUGGGCGUACCAAACGAGUCGGCAGCAGAGGAGACCCAUGGCUGGGGACGACCUGAUAUCCAUCCGGUUAUUGUCACUGACUACUCUGAUUUUGAAGCCUUGGCGGAUGCUGUGUCUGGGUUUUUGGAGAAGCAGAACUAUGCUCUACAAGAAGCAUCGCUUUCCGAAGCGGAAGCAGCUUCAGAGUCCUCCUCGUCUUCAUUCAUGCUUGUUGGGAACGAACACCUGCCACCACCCUUAGUGAAUGACACGAAGAUAGAGCGAGCCGAUGGUCAAGACACGAUGAAUGUAUCCAACCUUAGCAUCAGCCCUCUGUUCCGUCUAUCGGCCGUCGUUAUCAAUCCACAAGAAGCUGUUGUAGGGUCCAUCGAUACCGUGAGUGUAUUGGCCUGGCGCCGUUGUCUGGACAUCAAUGUCACAGGCACCAUCCUUACUACACAGCUAUUCCUGUCUUUGUUCAAAAGCAAUCCGACCCUGCCUGCACCAAGACGCUCCCCUCGUUUAAUUUUCAUCACAUCUGUGAUUACUGGCACUAUCGGUUUGCCACGCCAGUCCGCGCUCUGUGCUAGCCAUCAUGCGAUUACUUCAAUUGCUGAUUCUUUGAGACGAGAAGUUCAACACAAGGGCAUCGAUGUUGUUUGUUUGAGAGCAGGCAUCAUGGAGUCCUCGCGGCAGCUAAAGCCCAAGCCCGUCGCUGCGAAUGUAGGAGCGUUAGAAGUUUGGUCCUGGUCUGCCAACCCUGUCGAGCUACUCAAGUCUACAUUCCGACAGCCCUCAACUUCUCAGGCGCUGUGUGACGCAACGUUCGACGCUUUGAUGGCGCCUAAACCUGCACUCUCCCAGUUGAUCGGGCAUGCCAGUUAUGUGUACUCAUUUGUAGGAUGGGCUGUGCCCAACAGAGUCAUAGACAAGUCCAUCCAGCACGUCUCUUCUACCAAAGCAAUCUAAAUCUCCACUGUAUCUCCUAGCUUUCUAGUGCUCGCUUCAGCGCUGUUAUUAGAAAAUUCAUUGUGUCCAU